Molecule: messenger RNA, 918 nt
Organism: Effrenium voratum
Lineage: Eukaryota; Dinophyceae; Suessiales; Symbiodiniaceae
Source: the annotation of a GenBank genome assembly
AUGUCCAUUCGACCCGUCAAGCACGUCUCCGGCACCACGCCCACCAUGGAAGGCGCCGGGGUCCAUCUGCAUCGCGUCUUCGGCUUCGGCGAUCCGUCCAUGACGGACCCGUUCCUGAUGAUGGAUGAUUUCCGCAACGAUUCGCCCGAAAAGUAUGCGGCAGGUUUCCCGUGGCACCCGCAUCGCGGCAUCGAGACGAUCACCUAUGUACUGGCCGGCUCCGUCGAUCAUGCAGACAGCCUCGGCAAUGCCGGCACGCUCGGCCCGGGCUCGGUCCAGUGGAUGACCGCCGGCUCCGGUAUCCUGCAUCAGGAAAUGCCCAAGGGCGAUACGUCCGGCCGCAUGCACGGUUUCCAGCUCUGGGCGAACCUGCCUUCCGGCGAGAAGAUGACGACGCCGCGCUACCAGGAUAUCUCCGGCGCCGACAUUCCCGAAGUGAUCGACGACGACGGCACGCGCGUCCGCGUCAUCACCGGCGAAUUCUGGGGCAAGAAGGGCCCGGUCGACGGUAUCGCCGCGGACCCGCAAUAUCUCGACGUCUGGGUGCCCCCUCUGACGCGCAAGGCCCUGCCGAUCGACACCUACCGCUCGGCCUUCGCCUAUAUCUUCGAGGGCUCCGGCACGUUCCGCGACGCCUCCAAACCCUUCGGCGUGCUCGUCGAAAAAGAGGUCAAUGGCGAGGAGAUUCAUCUGCGUGACCUGUCCGGAGACCGGACGCUGGUCGUCUUCGACACCGGCGAUGAAGUGGUCGUGCAGUCCGGCGAGAAAGGCAUCCGUUUCCUGUUGGUCACCGGCAAGCCGAUCCAGGAGCCGGUUGCAUGGCACGGCCCGAUCGUCAUGAACACGCAGGAAGAACUGGCCCAGGCCUUCGCCGACCUGCGCUCGGGCAACUUCAUCCGCGAACAGGCGCGGAUGUAG